Paramecium sonneborni is the source of this 1293-nucleotide messenger RNA. The record is from the annotation of a GenBank genome assembly. Lineage: Eukaryota; Ciliophora; Oligohymenophorea; Peniculida; Parameciidae.
AAAUGAAAUAAAUUCCCUGUUUGAAACAUGAUUUAUCAUAUUUGCUAUUUAUAAAACAAGAUAAGAAUGAGGCAAAGUAUAUUUGUGAGUAAUGUUUGCUGGAAUUGAAUGAAUAAUACAUUUAAUUUGAAUGGUAAAAGGUAAUUGUUAUCAAUAAAGUACAAUUUCUUAAUAUUAUAUGAAAGGCACUACAAUCACCAGAACAUUUAAUUUCAAAACUGGGUCUGUCCACUUCCAUUUAAGGUUUUUUCAACGAUUUAGAUAAAUAUGAUGAUAAAACCAUGAAUAGUGAUCUAAUAAAUUUCUAGACUUAAUUUUAACAAAUAGAAAACACCCUAAAAGCAGUUUAUAAAGAAUUAGAAUAGCAUGCAAAAGGUAUUCUAAAUAUGAAAUAGAAAAUUAGGGAUGAAUUAAAGAAAGUAAUUAUUUUAUCAAUAAUAGAUAAUAAAAUUUGAUUAGUUUUAAUAAUUUGCAGUUAAUCUAGAAUAAUUAGGAGACUCGAUUAAUUAAUAAGCAAUUGAAUAAAAUGAAAAGAUUCUGCAUUAGUAUUUUUAAGAACUUACAAAAAAUAGUUGUUAAGAACUAAAUUAAAAAUUGAUUGAUAUGCUUGAUAGAUUUAAACAAGAACGAAAAGAUUCAUAUGAAGAGUAAUAUCCUUAAUUUAAAAAAGUAGAAGAUUAAUUUAAAUCUUUUAUCCUUCAUUAAUAAAGUUUUGCUUAACACAUUAAGUUAAAAUAUUGUGGUUAAAUUUGUACAAAAUAUGAUGGAAAGUUAAUUUCAUAUUCUUAACUAUAAAAGAUAAUUAAUAUGAUUUAAUCUAAAUUGAAUAAAAACAUAAGAAACUUUUCACAAAUAUAUUUGGGAUCUAGAGAUGGAUUGUCUGGAUAAGCUUUUUGGAAUAAAGUAAAUGAUAAGUCAGAUUUAUUAAUGAUAUUCAAAUCUAAAAGUGGUAAUAUUUGUGGUGGGUUUUCACCUUGUAAAUGGCAAUUUAAUUAAGGUUACCUUUAAGAUAAUACAUUGUCAUCAUUUUUAUUUUCCUAGACUCAAGAUUAAAUAUAUCCUUUAAAAGAAGCAAAUAAAGCACAGGCUAUCUAUAGUCAUUAAUCAUAUGGGCCUAUUUUUGGAGGUGGUCACGAUAUAUAUAUUGAUGUUACUUUUCAAGGUCAUUCUUCUAAUUUGGGGCAUUCAUAUUAAUGUGAUUAAUAUUAGAAUAUUACUAACAGCACUCAUUUAUUUGGUUAAGCAACUCCAAAUAUAGCAGAAUGUGAGAUUUAUUAAGUAAUAUUUUUUUGA